UUUCACUUUCAUUUCUGUUGAAGUGAAGUCAUCCCCAGCUGCAGCAGUAGUUUAGUUUCUGUCGGAGCGAUCGGUGAAACGCUCCCCAUCAUACAUUUGAUUUCAGAUAAUUCAGGUUUCUGAAGAAGAGUGAAGGGUCUGUCCUGCAGACUGAACUCAUCAUCAUCAUCAUCAUGAGUGACAGCAGCAGCAGCAGCAGCAGCAGCAGCAGCAGCAGCAGCAGCAGCAGCAGCAGCGCCCUGUUCUCCAUGCUCCAGCAGCUGCAGAGUCAUUUUACCUGGGAUUUGAAGAAGGAAGACAUGGAACUUGAAAACCUGAGCACUCGACUGGAAGAGCACAUCGCUCUUCAGUUGGGUCGUCCCGGUGCUGUGGCUCUCUCCUGCAACCUUCUUUCUUACGUCAGAUACCUUCAGAACCAGCCAGAAGAGGCCCUGAAGCUCCUUCUCAAAUCAGAGCAGACGACCAAGGAGGUCUACGGAGAGGACAGUGGAAGGCGGCUUAUCGUGACCUAUGGAGAUCUGGCCUGGAUGUAUUACCACACCGGGAGAUUCACAAAGUCCCAGAAAUACUGCCAAAGAGCUCAGGACAUCCUGAUAAAAUAUCCCACCAGCUCCUCCGAGGUUCUCCAUCCAGAGGUGUAUGGGGAGAAAGCCUGGACCUACCUCAAGUUAUCUAAGCCUUACUAUCCCGAAGCCAUUAAGUGCUUCCAAAUGGCCCUGGAGGUCCAGAAAGAUGACAGUGAGUGGAACGCCGGUUAUGCCAUUGCCCUCUUCCGGACAGAAACGUAUACUCCAGAAGCAUCUGAGAAAGCCACGGACUCUGCUGCCGUCACACAGCUUCGGCGAGCCCUGGAGAUCAGCCCUGAUGACGGGGUUCUGCUGUCUAUGCUGGCUGUGAAGUUGGGUAUCGAGAAAAAAUAUGAAGAGGCUGAAAGUCUUGUGGAGAAGGCACUGAAAGCUGCCCCAGAUAACCCUCAUGCAACGCGCUACAUCAGCAAAUACCUCCGUUACCAGGGAAAUAUUGUAAAGUCAAUUGAGCUGCUGGAGCGAGCGCUGCAGAGGAGCAACACAUCAGCAUUCAUCUACCAUCAGCUGGGCCUGUGCUACAAAAGGAAGAAGAUUGAUGAGCAGAGAUCGCAGCAUUACGAUAAGCAAAAGGUGCAGCAGUUACGACGUCGGUGCAUUCUUAACCUGGAAAAGGCAGUGAAGAUCAAACCUUCCUUUGUGAUUGCACGGGUAGACCUGGCGCUAAUGUAUGGAGAGGAGAAAGACCUCAGCAGGGCUGAGGAAAUGUUCCAGCAUUGCUUCAACAAGCCAUCAGACAAACGCGAUCGUCUGCCUGUUCACGAUCGUCAGCUUAUUCACCAGCGAUACGCUGACUUUCAUCUCUAUCACACCGGGAAGCAGGAUGAAGCAAUUACUCACUACACAGAGGCUCUACAACUGGUACCAAAAACAUGGGAAUGGAAGCAUUGUGUGAAGAAGCUGAAGAAGAUUGCAGAUGAUCGUCUUUCUGAAAACAAGGAUGACAGCCUGGCUUAUUCUGUUUUGGCUCAAGUGGCCAAAGCUGAAGGAGACAAGAAGAAAGCUGCAGAGCUUUAUGAAAAAGCUCUGGACUGUGAUGAAAACAACAGCCAGUACCUGUAUGCUCUGUGGGAACUGCGAAUGGAGCUGCACUGAUUUAUCACCACUUAUUUAAAAUAAUUAUUUUAUUGGAUAUGAAAUUAGCAUGUUGAAUUGAGAUAUGUCAUGUGACUCUAAGUAAACUGUUUUUU
Molecule: messenger RNA, 1774 nt
Organism: Poecilia reticulata (guppy)
Lineage: Eukaryota; Metazoa; Chordata; Actinopteri; Cyprinodontiformes; Poeciliidae
Product: interferon-induced protein with tetratricopeptide repeats 5-like
Biological process (GO): defense response to virus
Cellular component (GO): cytosol
Molecular function (GO): protein binding
Source: RefSeq, a predicted model, not a curated record